Molecule: messenger RNA, 822 nt
Organism: Alternaria ventricosa
Lineage: Eukaryota; Fungi; Ascomycota; Dothideomycetes; Pleosporales; Pleosporaceae
Exons: 3
Coding region: 1-822 (273 amino acids)
Molecular function (GO): oxidoreductase activity
Source: RefSeq, a predicted model, not a curated record
AUGCAGGAGAUUACGGGGAGUGUGAAGAAAGAUUCCAUACCCUUCUUCUUCCAACUCUACGUCAACAAAGACCGGAAAGCAUCUGAAGCUCUCCUCAAAGAUGCGGAAAAGAACGGGAUUAAGGGCGUGUGGUUUACCAUUGAUGGACCUGUGCAGGGGAAACGAGAAGGGGACGAGCGCGUAAAAGUCGAAUCCGCGACCUUCGCCAAAGCCGCCAUCAGCGGCGCGGCCGCCACAAACGACAAGAAAGGCGGUGGUCUCGGCCGCACCAUGGGCACAUACAUAGACGACACGUUUAACUGGGAUGAUAUUGCCUGGCUGCGGAAAGCAACUAAACUACCCAUAGUAGCGAAAGGAGUGCAGACAGUUGAGGACGCGGUACUAGCUGUCAAAUACGGGUUGGAUGGUAUCGUAAUAACGAACCAUGGAGGGAGAAAUCUGGAUACUUCCCCGCCCUCCCUCCUAAUCCUCCUCGAAAUCCGACGCCACGCCCCCGAAGUCUUCUCCAGCCUAGAAGUCUACCUCGAUUGCGGUGUCCGGCGCGGAACCGACAUAGUGAAAGCGCUGUGUCUAGGGGCCAAAGCUGUUGGAAUGGGUCGGCCUUUUUUGUAUUCGCUGACGUAUGGGCAAGAAGGUGUGGAGCACUUUAUUGACAUCAUGAAAGAUGAGUUGGAAACGACGAUGAGAUUGUUGGGUAUAACGUCGUUGGAGCAGUGCCAUCCGCGGUAUCUCAACUUAGGGGAUGUGGAACAUUUGAUACCGAAGGAUUUGGAUGGGGGACUGCCGGAGAUACCAGGAAAGGGGGUGAAGGCGAGGUUGUAA